Molecule: messenger RNA, 1719 nt
Organism: Amphiprion ocellaris (clown anemonefish)
Lineage: Eukaryota; Metazoa; Chordata; Actinopteri; Pomacentridae
Gene: meox1
Product: mesenchyme homeobox 1
Exons: 3
Coding region: 365-1159 (264 amino acids)
Biological process (GO): positive regulation of transcription by RNA polymerase II
Cellular component (GO): nucleus
Molecular function (GO): RNA polymerase II cis-regulatory region sequence-specific DNA binding; DNA-binding transcription factor activity, RNA polymerase II-specific
Source: RefSeq, a predicted model, not a curated record
GUUUAAAAAGGAGGAGGGCUCGCUUGUCAAGAAUGCCUUAGAAGAGUUGUGAAAACAGCCAGCCGAGGAGGGGAGGCAUGCAGUUGCGGAUGCAGCUCUCCCACCGAGCCACAAGCCAGCCUGAAGCCGAGCGAGGCAGAGGGAAGAGAGAGGAGAGGCUGCGAAGGACGUCAGAGAGGGAAGGGAAGCUCGCUGUCACGGGAAGGCGUCCGUCCUCACGCCAUCCGGGCUGUGGAAGCCUCACAUGAAGAUGCACAUUUAAGCGGAGACUCUUUGACAGAUUCAGAUUUCCACUCCUGAUUUGUUCACUGAGGGACUCAAACUCCUCGAACCAGAUUUAAGAAGAAGUGUGAUCUGCAGCAGCAUGGAUCAGCCGGCCAGCAGCUGCAUGCGGAGCGCCCACCCCAGCAGCCCGAUCUGGGGCUGCAUGAGGAGCCCUCACCCGGGGGCCAACCUCCAGUCGCCCUACCAGCAGGCCCCGUUCUCCCUGCACCAGAAGCCCGAGUUCCUGGCCUACACGGACUUCUCGGGCUCCUGCCUGGUGCCGAGCGCCCCCCACGCCGCCUACCCCCGCGACGACAGACUCUACCACGACGGCCAGGGCGGCUACCAGAGGGCCGACUGGCAGUUCAACCCCUGCGAGACCCGGGUGAGGGCGCCCGAGGCCUGCCCGCCCGUCGCCCCACCGGUGGUGGGGGGCGGCGGCGGCGGGGAUGGAGGGCCCGAGCUGGACAGUGUUGGGGGGGACAGGCUGCCCGGCGCCGUGCCAGGCGGGUGUCUGGAGGGUGAAUACUCGCCGCAGAGCGUGGCGUCGGCCGACUCGGACAAGAAGAGCUCCAAUAAGAGGAAGAGGGACGUGACAGAUAUCCAGGAGUCCAGCUUUAAGGUGGAUUCCAGCUGCAAGGCCAGGAAGGAGCGCACGGCGUUCACCAAGGAGCAGCUGAGGGAGCUGGAGGCCGAGUUCACCCACCACAACUACCUGACCAGACUCCGCCGCUACGAGAUCGCCGUCAACCUGGACCUCACGGAGAGACAGGUCAAAGUUUGGUUCCAGAACCGGCGGAUGAAGUGGAAGAGGGUGAAGGGAGGACAGUCGGCUUCGCCCAACGACCUGGAAAACGACGACAUAGACUCAGCUGCCUCUCCCAGCUCUGAAUGACGGAGGACUGUACAGGAAGAGAAAGAUACGACUGUUUAGUCGGACGUCACAACGGACGCCGACGAAGCCUUAUUUUCAUGGAAAGUUGGAACCAAAUAAUUCAGGAGACUCCCAGGAAUUAAAAAUCGUCCUUUUGCAGUUUUUCUGUUGUAAAUAGUCGAUUUCUGUCCAUAACGAACUGCAGUUUUGAUCAGUACUCAGCUUGAGAGGCCUCGACUGUUUGAAUAUUCCAGAUUAAAGAUGUAGGUUAGCGAUAAGUGGCGGCGAUGACAUGUCGGGCCGUGAUGUGAUUGUGUUUGAGUGCAUCCCCUUUGGUUUCCAAUAAUGUAAUCAUGGCCUCUGACGCUUGACUACAACCACCUGGGAAAACUCAGACUGCACAACUAUUGCCAAGCCAUAAGUGCCUCCGUUUUUGUCAGUUUCUUUUUCCUCGAAUAUAGUUUUUUCUGCCUUUUUGUUUUUUUUACUACUCUUUUUUUUAUAUUAUUUGAAUGUUAUUGAUAAAACUCAGAUGUUGACUGUUUCUGCAAAUAGAAUAAAUCAUCUGCAAAAAUGGGGAA